GCUUGAUGUUGCACGAAGCCCAUACAGUAACCCACCGUCAUCAUAGCCUUGAGUUGAUUUCAAGCUUCCUGCCUUUCUCGCUUCGUGUUUUUCCGUGGUCGCCGUGUGAAUCUUCAAGUUUAUCAGGAGGAGAUAGGUCGCCUUCCUUGACCACGGCCAAAAUGGCCGCGAAACCGAUCAAAGAUGUCGUCGCCGUUGGAAAGAAAUACACCCAACAAAGCGUCGGCAUUUGGGAGACCAUCCGCAAACUACUUUCUGUUGACCCUGACCGUAGCAACGGUGUUCCAGUAAAACAUUUCCGCAACCCAACCCCAGGAGGCCUCGAUCCUAAGUCAUACGAUGAAGCCGUCACCACUCCGGCCGCCGACAUCGCAGACAAUCCGUAUUGGAAGAGAGAUGUACGAAGGGCAUAUCCAACCCUGAGCACGGUCACACAAGGUGAUGUGGUGGGGCUGUUAACAGUGGGAAGUGCUGCGAACCCGAGUCCCAAGUUGUUGGCUGGUGAGGAGGGCAGCAAACAACUGGUGGCCGUGAAGCACGAAGGAGAGAAGGGAUUGGCGACAUAUUUCGAUCAUGAAAAGGCCGCGGCAGUGUUGGGAGAGAAUGGCCUACCCCCGAAGCCGGUGGCAUACGGAUACAAGAAAGAAGUCAAAUAUGAGGUCGGACCAACGAGUUAUGGAGAUGCCUAUCCGUGCCGAAGCUUUGUCUAGACUCUAUUGCAGUUGAAAAGGGCAAAUGUAUAUAGUCCUCGCAGCCCUCGAAUGCGCACGAGGAAGAACUCAAGAACUCUUCGUUGAUUCGUCCAUCGCAGCUCGCCUUUCUGCUUCCAAAGCAGCCUGUUUUUGCUCGAGGAUCUCUCGCUGUCGAACAGCUUCUUCUCCGACAGCUUUUUCUCCCUUCCUUCUCUGGCGCUCUUCAAAGGCUUGCCUGCCUUUCAUGAUGCGCCCGACGAUCUCGGCGGCAUUGACGUGCGAGUAAGGAUGAUUUUCGAUCUGACGGAAUAUUCCCAUCUCCUUUGUGUCAACAUAUGGAUCAAACGUCGAAGGCAUGAACGUGGUCGGACCGUGAUAUACCGCAGCAAUCUUUCCCAUAGGUAUCGCUUCCAAGUAUGCCCUUGAAGGGGAGAAUGGAGCUCCAAACACCACUGCGUGGAUGUAGCGGCAUUGCAAAACACAGAGCCCCCGCUCGAAAAUGUUCAUGAUGGGAUAGUUGAG
Cladophialophora immunda is the source of this 1214-nucleotide messenger RNA. RefSeq lists its product as uncharacterized. NCBI's taxonomy places the organism in Eukaryota, Fungi, Ascomycota, Eurotiomycetes, Chaetothyriales, Herpotrichiellaceae. Bases 6 to 710 code for a protein of 234 amino acids. The record is from RefSeq and is a predicted model, not a curated record. The transcript has 3 exons.